AUGGGUCUCGCCGGCCCCAAACGCCGCUCUAAGAUCGGAAACGAUCCCAACAACAACAACUGGGCCAAAGCGACCGACUCAUUCGGCCACAAGAUCCUUGCCUCGCAAGGCUGGAAACCUGGCGACACGCUCGGCGCCAUAGACGCAAACCACGCUUCGCACUAUACCGUCGGCAGCAACUCGCACAUCCGUGUCCUGUUAAAGGAUGACAAUCUGGGUCUGGGCGCAGCAAGAGGAGGAAACAAUGCAGAGACUUUCGGUCUAAGUCUGUACUCGGGUCUCCUGGGCAGACUGAACGGCAAAUCCGAGGCAGAGGUUGAGAAGCAGCAGACGGCACAACGAGACGUUGAAUUGGCCCUGUACCAAGGCAGAAAAUACGGCAACAUCAACUUCAUCAGCGCAGGCUUCCUGGUCGGCGACAAGAUGGAUCUCAAGUCGACCGUCAUGCCCAACUCCAAGUCCGCNCCCUUCAAAAACACCAACGACGCUUCUUCUGCUUCGGACUCUUCCGACUCUGACGACGACGAGGAAGUUGAUGAGGCACCCAAGGCAAAGAAGGUCAAGGAGUCAAAGGAGUCAAAGAAGGACAAGAAGGACAAGAAACCAAAGAAGUCGUCUUCCAAGGAUACAAGCAGCGAAAGCACAGACGAGUUCAAGUCCAAGGAGAGACGCAAGAAGGACAAGAAGCGAAAGGCUACAGAUGCGUCAGAUUCCGAGGACGAGACACGGGCUGAGAGGAAGGCACGAAGGGCAGAACGACGCGCAAAGAAGGAAGCAAAGAAGGAGGAAAAGAGACGGAAAAGGGAGGAGAAGAAGGCAGCCAAGUCGAGCACCGCAACGCCAUCAACAACCCCGGAACUCCUGCAGAGCCUGCACCAGUGGCUGCGCUAUAUGGCAGACAAAACGUCCGCCAGCGAUACAUUGCGCAGAAGCGUCUCGCCUUCAUGGACCCGCAAGCCAUGA
Aureobasidium vineae is the source of this 963-nucleotide messenger RNA. The record is from the annotation of a GenBank genome assembly. NCBI's taxonomy places the organism in Eukaryota, Fungi, Ascomycota, Dothideomycetes, Dothideales, Saccotheciaceae.